AUGGAAGGAGAGAGUUCCAACACAUACGAGGAUUUUGAAGAGGAUCCAUUGCCAACAGACCCUAAUUGGCUAGUAAUUCCGCAGCUACGAGGAAAUAUUGGAAGGAUGUUUGCUAGUGAACAAUCUGCCUUUGAUAUGAAUUCAGACGAGCUUGAUGCCUUGUCUAUCACUGUCCAAGACAUUUCAAUUUCUAAGGAUGACAAACCUAGGCCGGCUCCCGUAGUAGGACACCGUUUCGUUCCGGAGGAUAUCAUAGAAACACUCCCAACUGUUUACGUGGAAGAUGAUAAACCUGAUGAUCUAUGUCCAAUUUGUAAUUAUGGUGCUGAAAAGGGUGAACAAUGGCUUCAGUUGCCAUGCAAACACAUUUUGCACAUUGACUGUGGGAGGCGAUUGCUUGCAAGGAAAAACGCCUGUCCAACAUGCAAAAACAAGGUCCCUGUAGGCGAUGCUGUCUAUGAUGGUUGGAUAAGUAAGGAGAAAGAAGAUAGAGAAGAGAAGGAAGGUUAUGAAAAGUCUCGCAUUGACAACAAAAAUAUGUACAUUUAG
Messenger RNA from Solanum stenotomum, 549 nucleotides. RefSeq lists its product as uncharacterized. The record is from RefSeq and is a predicted model, not a curated record. The transcript has 3 exons. Bases 1 to 549 code for a protein of 182 amino acids. Lineage: Eukaryota; Viridiplantae; Streptophyta; Magnoliopsida; Solanales; Solanaceae.